This is a messenger RNA of Thamnophis sirtalis, 2104 nucleotides long. The record is from RefSeq and is a predicted model, not a curated record. NCBI's taxonomy places the organism in Eukaryota, Metazoa, Chordata, Lepidosauria, Squamata, Natricidae.
UUGACCACGAAGAACUUGAUUCGCGGAGAUGGUGAAGCAGACGAUCCAGAUUUAUGCCCGGGUGAAACCUUUGGGCAAGAGGCAGACCCUCGGGAUAUAUUCAGUUGAUGAAAAUGAGACAUCAGGAUUUGGUCUGGAAAUUAUUGUACCACGUGAUUUGUCGGAUGGAUUUGUCAAUAACAAACGAGAAAGCUAUAAGUUUAAAUUUCAGAAAGUAUUUGAUCAGGAAUCAAAACAAGAUGAUAUUUUUGAAACUAUUGCCAAGCCAGUUGCAGAAUGUGUUCUGUCUGGUUAUAAUGGAACUAUAUUUGCCUAUGGACAAACUGGCAGUGGCAAGACUUUUACAAUCACUGGGGGAGCAGAACGUUACAGUGAUCGGGGGAUAAUUCCACGGACCCUGUCUUACAUAUUUCAGAGGUUGCAAAAGGAUAUCAGUAAGGUUUAUACCACACAUAUUUCUUACUUAGAAAUUUACAAUGAGUGUGGUUAUGAUCUGCUAGAUCCACGGCACGAAGCCUCCAACCUGGAAGACUUACCAAAGGUGACAAUAAUGGAGGAUCCUGAUCAGAACAUUCACCUGAAACAUCUCUCUUUGCAGCAAGCAACCAAUGAAGAAGAAGCUCUGAAUCUGCUUUUCUUAGGUGACACAAACAGGAUGAUUGCAGAGACUCCAAUGAAUCAAGCCUCCACACGUUCACAUUGCAUUUUCACCAUUCAUAUCUCAAGCAAAGAACCGGGAUCAGCAACCAUUCGGCGUUCCAAGCUACACUUAGUGGACCUGGCUGGUUCAGAGCGUGUUGGGAAGACUGGAGUGGGAGGCCAGCAACUGACAGAGGCCAAAUAUAUCAAUCUGUCUCUUCAUUAUUUGGAACAGGUAAUCAUUGCUCUGUCAGAAAAAAACAGAUCUCACAUCCCCUACAGAAACUCCAUGAUGACUUCAGUACUAAGAGACAGCCUGGGAGGGAAUUGCAUGACAACAAUGAUUGCAACGCUCUCGGUAGAAAAAAGGAACAUAGAUGAAUCUAUAUCAACCUGUAGAUUUGCUCAGCGAGUUGCUGUUAUUAAGAAUGAAGCUGUUCUAAAUGAAGAAAUUGAUCCUGGAUUGAUGAUUAUGCGUCUGAAGAAGGAAAUCCAGGAAUUAAAAAAUGAAUUGGCCAUGGUGACUGGUGAACAAAGAUUUGAAGAACUCUCAAAAGAAGAGCUGCUAGAAUUAGAUGAACAAGUUAAAGAAUUUCUGGAAGAUACUGAUCCUGAAAACGUUUUGGAAAUUGGGGCUGACAUGCGGAAGAUAAAAUACUGUUUCAGCCACUUAAAACCAGGAGUGGGAAAAGAAAUGUCACUUGGACGCCAAGAAGCCUUUGAAAUUUUCAAAAGAGAUUAUGUAGAUAGCAUAACUAUUGAAGACAAUAAACAACUCCUUAAACAAAGGUUUGCUGAAGCCAAAUCUUUGGGACAAAAAGUAAAUGAUGUAAGAAAUCAAAUCAAUCAUCUGAAAGAGGAGAUAAUCCAGAGGCACAUGCAAAAGGCAGCACAAGCUCUAAUCAGUCCUCGAGAAAUGAAUCAACCUGAUCCAGUAGAAGAGGGACUUCGAUCACAAAUUGAACAGAAAAAAAUAAGUUAUAAAACAAUGUUUACUCACUUGAAGGGGCUGAAGAUAGAGAUUGAACACUUGCAGCUCCUCAUGGAAAAAGCAAAAGUGAAGUUGCAAAAAGAUUUUGAAGCUUGGUGGUCUGAGGAAACAAAAAGCUUGCAGAGCCAAGAAGAAACUUCACUUUUGCAGAAUUCAACCAGUGUUCUAAAGACUCUUCCCUUGUUUUUUGAAAAUCAGCUAUAUCCAGGUACUCUCAGGGUUCCAAAUAACAGUAGAGCCAGCUCCAAUGAACAGUCAACUGUGCAGAGCAGUGUGAGCAGACUCAGCAACUCAAAUUCACAAAUGAGGAUUUCACAAGAUCCAAGCUCUACCAUCCCUUUCACAGGAGAUCGUCAAACUGAUGCUGAUAUUAUAGCUUUCAUUAGAGCUAGAAAGAACCUCUUACAUAAAAAAGGUAAUUCUUAUUCAAAUUGUUAGUUGACCAAUUAUAUGUAUAAUAAGCUUUAAAAAUUC